AGUGCUUUGUUUGUAUUGAGUUUACAACCUUUACCUACCAAAGUUAUUCUUUCAGCUUGUUUUUCCAUUUCUGUGUUGCUUCCUUUCUUACCUUUCUUAUCCCUCACCUACAUACCAAAGUUGUUUAAAAUUUGCAGAAGUUGUUCGACCUGUUUUUUUUUUUAAUCUUUGUUUUGCUUGGUUUCAUUACCUUUCCUUCUUUCAGAACCAACACCAUGGACGUAUUUGGGAUCUUUAUCUCUCCAUUUGUGCAAGCUACGGUUGAUAAAUUGUCCUCUUAUUUAAUCAACUUAGUGAGCACAGCGGACGUUGGCACUGGCAUCCAGAAUCUGAAGAAGGCAUUGGAGGAUUUAGAGACUCUGUUGGCUGAUGCAGAGAACAAACAAGUCUACGACAAGGAUAUCAAAAAGUGGCUAGAAGAGGUUCAACCUUUGGCUUACGAUGCAGAUGACUUAUUGGAUGAUUUUGCCACUGAAGCUCUCGAAAGGAAGCUAAUGGCGGAGGAGACGACGAUGGGAAGAAGACCAGCUAAGUUUCCACGCCUCUCUUCUAUUGUUCCAUUCAAUUUAAAAAAUGGGUUUAAGCUAAAUGAGAUUACUAGUCAAUUACAAGAAGUUGCUACAAAAGGAAAAGAUCUUGGUUUAGAUAAAAGAGUUGAUGGGACGAUGCCUACAGAUCUAUGGCAGAGAUCACAAACUACAUGUUUGAAGGAGCCUCAUAUUCAUGGCAGAGAUGAAGACAUGAAGCAAAUUAUCGAAUUGCUACUUGGGGAUGCACCUACUGCAAAAAAGUUUGAUGUAAUUCCUAUUGUAGGCAUGGGUGGGAUCGGCAAGACUACACUAGUUCAGCACAUUUAUGAUCACGACAAAGUGGAAAAGCAUUUCAAUAUGAAAGCAUGGGUUUGUGUUUCUGUUGACUUCGACAUUCUGGGAACAACAAAGGCAAUUCUUGAGUCAUUCACUCACCGUCCAUGUGACUUGGGCAAGUUAAAUGAGGUUCAAGUCCAACUAAGAAACACACUGGCAGAAAAAAAGUUUUUGCUUGUUCUGGAUGAUGUGUGGCACUAUGGACAUGAUGGGUGGAAUUCGCUACGAUUGCCAUUUGACGCCGGAGCACCUGGAAGUAAAAUCAUUGUGACAACGCGACAAGGAGGUGUUGUAAAGCAGAUGGGUAUGGAUGAAUAUCUCAAUUUGAAAAACUUAUUAUAUGAUGAUUGUUGGUUAAUCUUUGCCCAUCAUGCAUUUGAGAAUAGAAAUAUCAUCGAAUGCCCAGAAUUGGUAUCAAUUGGGAAGAAAAUUGUUAAGCAUAGGUGCGGAGGCUUGCCCUUGGCAGCUAGGGCCCUUGGCAGCUUAUUACGAUGUAAACAAGCAGAGAGUGAAUGGAAAAAAAUACUAAAUAGCAACAUAUGGAAUGAGGAAAGUGGCAUUCUCUCAGCAUUGAAAUUGAGCUACCUUCAUCUCCCUUCCCAUUUGAAGAGGUGCUUUUCUUACUGUGCAAUUAUCCCAAUGGACUACGAAUUCAAGGAGGAGGAAUUAGUCUUGCUAUGGAUGGCUGAAGGUUUAAUUAAGCAACCAAAAGGUGGAAAGCAAAUGGAAGAUUUAGGCCGCAAGUAUUUUCACGAAUUGGUAUCAAGAUCAUUUUUUCAACCGUCAAGUGGUAACAAAUUGAACUUCAUAAUGCAUGACCUCAUCAAUGAUUUGGCUCAAAAUGUCGCAGGAGACAAAUGUUUUAGGUUCAAGAAUAAUUUGGAGUAUGGCAGGCAUAACAAGAUUUCGGACAAAGCUCGACAUUCAUCUUAUGUUGGUAGCAAUUAUGAAGGAAUCAAAAAAUUUAAAGUUUUUGAUGAUGCCAAAUGCUUACGAACAUUCUUACAGUUUUUGCCACCGAGUAGGCAUGCAUCGAGGUACUUGUUUCAUGAUUUGUUGCCAAAGUUAAAAUGCUUACGUGAGUUGCGUUUACAUUGUGCUAGGAUGGAUGAACUACCAGAUUCCAUUGGAGAUCUAAAGCACUUGCGGUACCUUGAUGUAUCCUAUUCUGGGAUUACAAGGUUGCCUGACACAGUGGUAACUCUCUACAAUUUACAAGUCUUGUUUUUGAAAUUUUGUUCUCGACUUCAGAAGUUGCCUCUAAACAUAGGGAGGUUGGUGAACUUGCGCCAUUUUGACAUGACUGGCGUGAAUAUUCCAUCAUCAGAAGAGAUGUCGCCACAUAUAGGUAAAUUAACUAGUCUCCAAACAUUGUCAAAUUUUAUGGUGGGUAAAGAUUGUGGGCGUAAAAUAGGAGAGUUGAAAAACCUAUCGAACAUUCGAGGGGCAAUACACAUAUCAAGAUUGGAGAAUGUCGGUGGUGUUAAGGAUGCAAGGGAUGCCAAUUUUAUGUCUAAGGAGGAGUUAAAAGAGUUAUCGCUAGAAUGGGAUGAAUCUCACCGUUCGCAGAAUGACAUAGUUGAGAGGGAUGUGCUUGACGUGAUGAGACCUUUCAAAUUGUUGGAACGACUCACCAUCAUUGGGUAUGGCAGUACAAAAUUUCCAAACUGGGUUGGAGAUGUUUCAUACUCUAAAAUGGUGUUCAUGCGAUUAAAAGGUAGUAAAUAUUGCAUAUCUUUGCCACCACUUGGACAACUACCCUUGCUUAAAGACCUUUACAUUGAAGGAAUGAGUGCAAUAAAGUGCGUGGGUUGUGAGUUCUAUGGGCAGCAGUGUGGUGCCAAACCUUUCCCCUCUCUAGAGAGGCUGAGCUUUAAGUUUAUGCCAGAAUGGGAGGAUUGGUCUGCUUUUGAAAAUGAGGGAGUUCAGCCGUUCGGUCAUCUCAGUGAGCUUUCCAUCAUAAAUUGUCCCAAACUUGUUGGAAGAUUACCGAAUGAUCUUCCUUGUCUCAAUUCUCUCAAAAUUGAUGGUUGUCCGCAGUUGUUGAUUGAUGUUUCGAGCCUCGUUCAGCCAUCACUUGUGUCCUUGUCAAUGAAUAAUGUUAUGCUCCCAAGCCUUCCAGCACUCUUAGGGGCGAAGAACAUGAUUGAACUUGGAUCCCUCACCUUGGAUAUUAGCCAUGUUACAGUUCCCGACUCCCUGUGUGAUCCAAGCACAACUGAUGCAGAGUUACUUGCUAAUGCAAUGUCUAAGCAUUUGACUUCAAUAAUUGCUUUGAGCAUUUCUCAUGUUGAAAAACUGGCAUUCCUACCGACAUGGUUUACUCGAGAUUUGAGGGAACUCAAGAAAUUGGACAUUACUAACUGCCAAGAACUCAUAACAUUGUGGCGGAAUAAGGGGCUGCCUUGCAUGACGGCGAGACUCGAGUACUUAACAAUUGAAAAGUGUGGAAUGCUGAAGAAACUGCCACAAGAUCUUCACACCUACACAUCUCUUGGGGUGCUUAAAAUCUACAGUUGUGAGAGUCUGAUCUCUUUUCCAAUGAAAGGUUUGCCAUCUAUGCUGAGAGAACUUGAGGUUUCAUGUUGUCAUGCUUUGGAGUCCCUACCCGAGUUGAUGACACUCAAUAAUCUGCAAGAGUUGAAGGUUUCUCACUGUGCAUCACUCACAUAUUUAUUGUCAAGAGGUGGGCUACCAUCCACACUAAAACAACUUCAGAUUAAAGAUUGCAGAAAUCUGGAGUCACUUUUUGCAGAGGAAGGGAUCAAAAUUGAUUGUCCAUCUCUUGAAACUAUUUGUGUUGAAUUAUGUGGGAGUCUCAAAUCUUUACCUGAAGCCAAUAAUCUGAGGAAUCUCAGUGAAUUGGAGAUAGAAGGUUGUCCUAAUCUGGAGCCCCUGUCACUUGGUGGUCGUGAUGAGAAUAACAACAUCAACCAGCUCACUUCGCUUCAAAAGCUGUGUUUAGUUUAUUGCAGAGCAGAAAUGGUCUCCUACUUUGUGAAGGAAGGGAGUUUCCCCACCAACAUCACUUCACUUGAAAUCGGGAAUUUGAGAGUGGGUCAACUUCCAGUUCCGCCUCCAUCUCCAUUAGAGUGGGGUUUGCACAAACUCUCUUCUCUUACAACACUCCACCUUGAUGGCGGAGGUUGGCCGUGGGGAGAUACGGUGUCCUUUCCAGAAGAAGGGAUGUUCCUGCCCACCUCUCUCAUCAAUUUGACCAUCGACAGCUUCCCAAAUCUGGAAAGACUCUCUUAUGAGGAGUUUCAAAACCUCACCUCUCUCGAAGAACUUUAUAUCAUGGUUUGCCCUAAGCUCGCGUCCUUUCCAAAGGAAGGGUUGCCUCCCUCUCUUUUGCAUCUAUGGAUCUCUGGCUGCCCUGAGCUUGCGACCUUUCCAGAACAAGGCUUCCCUCCCUCGCUUUUGUCACUGUGGAUCGUGGGAUGUAAUCCAAUACUGAAACAGAAGUGUGAAAAGGGAAAAGAAUAUUGGCCCAUCAUCCAAUACAUUCCUCAAGUAGGUUGGGAAAUAUAAGCAGCCACCUGCAAGGUUCUUCAUUCACAAUCCGAGCUAGACGGUGCCUUUUCUCUUGAUCUUUCAUUUUUCCUGUGCUGUUGCUUCAAUUCCAGGUAAUUGGCAGACAAAAUUUCCUUUGUCUUUAAUUUCAUUAUGUUAUCUAUUUGUAGUCCAUACCAUGGCUUCUAGUUUCAUUUCAAUAGAGUUAGAAUUAUGUAUUCCACUUUUACAAUUUUUUGGACUUAGUUGGGACACGAAAAUUUGGUGUGUCGCAUUUAUGCAGAACAUAUAGCAGU
Molecule: messenger RNA, 4675 nt
Organism: Camellia sinensis
Lineage: Eukaryota; Viridiplantae; Streptophyta; Magnoliopsida; Ericales; Theaceae
Source: RefSeq, a predicted model, not a curated record